Molecule: messenger RNA, 3319 nt
Organism: Scleropages formosus (Asian bonytongue)
Lineage: Eukaryota; Metazoa; Chordata; Actinopteri; Osteoglossiformes; Osteoglossidae
Product: arrestin red cell-like
Exons: 15
Coding region: 170-1402 (410 amino acids)
Biological process (GO): G protein-coupled receptor internalization; signal transduction; positive regulation of ERK1 and ERK2 cascade
Cellular component (GO): cytoplasm
Molecular function (GO): angiotensin receptor binding
Source: RefSeq, a predicted model, not a curated record
GUCCUGAAGCUGUCACAUUCUGUCAGGCGGGUGGCUCAGAGGUCCGGCCGCAGAAAACAAGGGAGCGCGGGGGAAGUACUUGCAGCGAGGGUGACGGUACUGCGUGGAAUAACGAAAUUUACUUAGUCUAUAGUGGCACUUUGAUUAGCAGACGUACGAGCCUACGGUGAUGGGGGAUAAGGGUGGAACCAGAGUUUUCAAGAAGUCAAGCCCCAACUGUAAGCUAACGGUGUAUCUGGGAAAGAGAGAUUUUGUGGACCACCUUGACCAUGUGGACCCAGUGGAUGGAGUGAUCCUGGUUGAUCCAGAAUACCUGAAAGACAGAAAAGUGUUUGUGACACUGACGUGCGCAUUCCGGUACGGGCGCGAAGACCUGGAUGUCUUGGGGCUGUCCUUCAGGAAAGACCUAUACAUCUCAACCUUCCAGGCCUACCCGCCCCUACCCGAAGAGCGCAAGCCCUACAGCCGCCUUCAGGAGAGGCUACUGAAGAAACUGGGCCAGCACGCACACCCUUUCUACUUCACUAUUCCUCAGAACCUGCCAUGCUCAGUCACACUGCAGCCAGGUCCAGAAGACACAGGGAAGGCAUGUGGGGUAGAUUUUGAGAUCAGGGCUUUCUGUGCCAAAUCGGUGGAGGAGAAGAUUCACAAACGGAAUUCAGUGCGGCUGAUCAUCAGGAAGGUGCAAUAUGCCCCAGAGACACCCGGCCCCCAGCCCAUGGUGGAGACCACCCGCAGCUUCCUCAUGUCUGACCGCUCUUUACACCUGGAGGCCUCCCUAGAUAGGGAGUUGUAUUACCAUGGAGAACCCAUCAGUGUAAAUGUCCACAUCACCAAUAACUCCACCAAAACUGUCAAGAAAAUCAAAAUAUCUGUGCGGCAGUAUGCUGAUAUCUGCCUUUUCAGCACUGCACAAUACAAAUGUCCAGUGGCUCAAGUCGAGGCAGAUGACCAGGUGUCCCCCAGCUCUACCUUCUGCAAAGUGUACACUCUUAUCCCUACGCUGAGCAACAACCAGGAAAAGAGGGGUCUUGCACUGGAUGGCAAGCUAAAGCAUGAGGACACCAACCUUGCUUCUAGCACAAUAGUGAAGGAUGUGGCCAACAAGGAGGUCCUGGGCAUUAUUGUGUCCUAUCGGGUCAAGGUCAAAGUGGUGGUGUCACGUGGAGGAGAUGUUGCUGUAGAGCUGCCCUUUGUUCUCAUGCACCCAAAGCCCUCUGAGUUGCCAAGCUCCCGUCCACAGUCAGCAUUGCCAGACCAUGAUCCACCCAUUGAUACCAACCUCAUAGAAUUUGACACCAGCAAUUUCAUUCAGGACGACGACUUUGUGUUUGAAGACUUUGCUCGUCUCCGGUUGAAGGGAAUGAAGGAUGACAAGGAGGACAACGAUUACUUCUGCUGAGACCUAUAUCCCCGCUUCUUAAGCCCUGACUCUGUCUCACCCAGCUAACGAGGGGGUGGGAAGGAGACUUGUGACUGUGUGCCAAAGAGGCAGAGCAGGUAUGGGCGCAGUCAGUGUUCCUGCUCUGCCCCACCACAACCUGCAAUGGACUGCUGAAGAAAGUUCUUAUGGAACCUUGUGUUUGGCAGGACUUACUGUAAUAUGGAGAGGACUGUAGAAAGUGACCCCCUCCAAAUGAGGGACAAGGUGGAUGAGAGAACACAGAGUCAGGAGAGGGUAGGGGGAUUGAUUUUUUUUUUGUGUGGGUUUUUUCCACUAAGAUCAUUAAAUGGAAUAACAAUAUCUUGGCCCAUCCAUGUCAAAGGUGUAACUUGAUUGUAUUUUGUCACAGUGGAAAGGGUACAAUGGUGGGACUAGUAAAACAGCUCAGAAGAUAAUUCUGAUACCUUCACCCAUACUGCCUAAGCUCAGAGUUGUAUGGCAUCUACUGCCAAUAUGAAAGAACAACUCUGGGCUAUUUUUUUCUUUUUAUGUUAGGUUUUGAUUACCAAACUAUUUAUCAUUGUUGGUGUAUAAGGAGGAUGAGCAGGAGCAAGGUCUACUGUUGAGUAUUUGCGGCAUAUCACCAAAAGAGGAUGUGCCGAGAGGAUGUACACCACAUUUGCAUAAAUGUAGAGAAGCCUGUUAUCCAGGCACUGCCAGACAAGCAUCAGACUGACAUCAAGGUAGAUAUUCAAAACUGCUUGCACCAAAAACUAAAAAUUGAUUUUGAAAGUCUUUUUCCUCUACAGUUGUAGUUUAUAGCUGAACUAGGCUUGUAGCUCAGUUUGACAAGUGCACCAAACCAAUUCUUGGGGGGAAAAAAAUGGAGACGCUGUGGGAGGUUAUGCUUUUAUUAGUGUUGUGAUGACUAUGGCUGUCUGCUAUUUAUGUUGCAGUUAUUUUUAUGUAAAAUAUUUUUAUAUUCAAACAAUGAUAGAAAUACACUUGUGGAUGUACUUUCACAUGUCUUUCUCUGUCAUGCUAAUCAGGCAUAUUGCCAGUUAAUGCAUGGCACAGGAAUGUGUGCUGUUAAAGCAGUUCCCCACUCUGUAAUGCAGUGAUAUGAAAUAUGGAAAAAAUUAACCGAUAAAUAAAUAGUAUAUUAGCCUACACCCAUGCAACACUGGAAAAUAAUAUAUAUGGGACAGCAGGCCCUCGGGCAACGCCUCACCAGUUCCUUUGUUAUGGAAGGAAAUCCAGGAGGCUGAUAAAAGCUGCUACGGGGAGAUGUUCACAGCAGCGGAGUGCACUGGGCUGUUCCACUUGUUUACGGUUGGUGGUGUCACAGAUCCCAUUAUUCCCAUCCAACAAGUAGAAUUUGGAGGCAAUGCCUUAAAUAUCUUAACAAAGAAGCUGAUAAUCAGCCUAAUUCACUGCAUUACACAAAUGAAGAUUUAAUGAUUAAGUUUAGGAAACCUUUUCAUGCAUUUUAAACAAAGCUGAAUGAAAUAAUUCUUAAUGGUAAUCAAAAAUCUGAAUGAAAAGAAUUCAAAUGUGUGGAUUAGCAGGGUCUGUUAACACAAACAGAAGCGAGAUGCUGGCACUGUGAAAUGAUAUUGCUACUGCAGCUAUUUUCAUAAACUCAGAUUCAUGUUGGCUGCUCUUAUUUUGUCCAAAACACUAUCAUGCUCAUUUGUGGUCCAGGUGAGGGCAAAUCACCUUGCAUGCCAGUGGAUACUAGGGAUUUACCUCGUCAGUGUGAGCUUUGUCCCAGAACCUAUAUACCCCUAUAUAAAAACAGCCAAUGCUACAUCUAGUCCUGUAAAUUGUUAAAUUGAUAGAGUAAUUAAUUUCUGAAUUGUCAUUGAAGCUAUUGGUAUAGAGAUACUCUGCAAGUAAUUUAAGAACAUUGGAAAAAAAAAUAACCUUUUUUAG